AUGGUACAAGAAUUGGUACAAGAACAGACAUCAGUAAAACCCAAAAGGAACGAAACCUCUAGGUUACCAUUAACACCUCCAGCAACCGUUGAAAAGAAACAGACCGAUGAGAAUGCAAAUAUUGCUAAAGUGAGUCCCAAGAAGCUCCUUCCACAGCUGAAAAAAAGUAAUAGGAAACCUAGACUCAAAUAUAGACCUGAUCCGUUUUCAGUUUUCCACCUCAAUGAUUAUUUGGAUGGGUUAGACGGAGAUAAAGAUGCUGAUUUUGUUAGAUAUGCAUUGAGACAUAGUAAAAGAAUAGUAACCGUUGCAGGAGCUGGUAUCUCUGUAGCGGCGGGCAUUCCAGACUUUAGAUCGAAAACAGGGCUGUUUAAAUCGUUAUCAGGUAAAAAGUCUACUGGUUUGUCCUCAGGUAAAGAUUUGUUCGAUUUCAACCAAGUUUAUUCUUGUGAUGAGAUGAGUAUUAAGUUUAACGGUAUGAUUACAGAUCUACAUAGACUGGCACAGGAAUCACAAUCUACUGCUUUCCAUUCCAUGCUGAACGAAAUUGCUGCCGAAGGUAGAUUACAAAGAUUGUAUACUCAGAAUAUCGAUGGAUUGGACACGAGAUUGACACAUUUGAAUACUAAAAUACCGUUGGAAAAACCAGCACCAGUGACUAUUCAAUUGCAUGGAAGCAUCAACCACGUAGAAUGCAAUAUGUGCUCCAAGAUCGAUAAAUUGGACCCGUCAAUUUUCAAGUGCAAUUCAGAAGAUACUACGAAUGGAACUCAAGUGGUCCCCACUUGUUCACAAUGUGAAGAGUACGAAGCUGUUAGAAUGGUUGCAGGGCUGAGAUCUAAAGGUGUGGGUAAAUUGAGACCAAGAGUGGUUCUUUAUAAUGAAAUGCAUCCGGAAGGUGACUUAAUUGGUGAAAUUACUUCACAUGAUAUAAAGAAGAAACCCGAUUGUCUGAUAGUUGUUGGUACAAGUUUACAAAUCCCCGGUGUCAAACAACUAUGCAAGCAAUUUGUUCAGACGAUAAGGGCUCGCAAGGGAAUCGUACUCUAUUUGAAUAAAGAUCUACCGUCUCAAAGUGUCCUAGACUCCAUCGGCUGGGUUGAUUUAAUUGUGCUUGGCGAUUGCCAAGACGUAUCCAAACUUCUUUAG
This is a messenger RNA of Zygosaccharomyces rouxii, 1149 nucleotides long. RefSeq names its product NAD-dependent histone deacetylase HST4 (gene HST4). Lineage: Eukaryota; Fungi; Ascomycota; Saccharomycetes; Saccharomycetales; Saccharomycetaceae. Gene Ontology annotation, cellular component: mating-type region heterochromatin. Gene Ontology annotation, molecular function: histone deacetylase activity, NAD-dependent; NAD+ binding. The transcript has a single exon. Bases 1 to 1149 code for a protein of 382 amino acids. Gene Ontology annotation, biological process: replication-born double-strand break repair via sister chromatid exchange; negative regulation of transcription by RNA polymerase II; regulation of DNA repair. The record is from RefSeq and is a predicted model, not a curated record.